GAGCGCCGCCUCCUCCGGCCGCGCCGCGCACGCCGGGACCGGCCCUGCCCGGCCUUGCCCAGCGCUGCUGCCCGGGCUCGGCCCCGGCCCCACCGGCACCAUGCAGGAUCCAAAUAAAGACACGGAGUGGAAUGACAUUCUGCGCAAGAAAGGUAUCCUUCCUCCAAAGGAAAACCUGGAGGAGCAGGAACGGGCAAAGGAAGAGGAGCAGUUUGCCAUCCUUCAGAAAUCUCUGGUGAAAACUUAUGAGGACAUGACUCUGGAAGAGCUCGAAGAGAAUGAAGAUGAAUUUAAUGAGGAAGAUGAGAGAGCUAUUGAAAUGUACAGGCAGCAAAGGUUAGCAGAAAUGAAGGCAGCUCAAAUGAAGAAUAAAUUCGGGGAAGUUUUGGAGAUUUCGGGAAAAGACUAUGUUCAAGAGGUUACAAAAGCUGGAAAAGGUAUAUGGGUUGUCUUACACCUCUACAAACAAGGAAUUCCUCUCUGUGCCUUAAUAAAUCAGCAUCUGAGUGGGCUUGCAAAGAAGUUCAGAGAGGUGAAAUUCAUCAAAGCGAUCUCUACCACCUGCAUUCCCAAUUACCCUGAUAAGAACCUGCCCACAAUAUUUGUGUACCUGGAGGGAGACAUCAAAGCUCAGUUUAUUGGUCCUUUGGUGUUUGGUGGCAUGAACCUGACAAGGGAUGAAUUGGAGUGGAAGAUUUCUGAGUCGGGUGCCAUCAAGACAGAUCUCGAAGAGAACCCCAGGAAGCAGAUCCAGGACCAGCUUAUGUCCUCAAUCAGAUCGUGUGUCCCAGCCAGAGGGGAGAGUGACUCAGAGGAUGACUAAUUCCUGCGACUGCAUCCGCAUUGAUGCAGUGCACUUGCAGCCAGUGUUCCCACCUCAAGCACUGGAGACACUCCUCAAGGCCUUGCUGAGCCCCAGAAGGGUAGCCUUUCAAGACAUUCAUUCUAGAAACCUCUAGAAACUAAAAACAUUUCUGUUUUUUAAAAAGUGCAGCUUCACUUAAGAUGCUGAAAGACAUUUUGUAUAGUGAAGCCUGAGUAAAUCUUACUCAAAAGUUUUAAAAUAUAGACAUGAGUAGAAACAGGUCUCUUGUUAUUAUUUUAGUAGUAAAUUGCUACUUUUUUCAAAAAAUUGAAAUACGAAGUGGUCUUAAGUGCACUGUUAUUAACAAACUUAAAUUGUACAAAUUGGAUCUAAAUGGCUGUUCUUAAAUAAUUACUUAUGGCACUUAAAUGGGCCAUCUCUCAGCCCCCUGUGCUCAAACCUCUGACAGCCUGGACUUCUCAGAGAGCUGGGGGAGGGUACCCACGAUGUGGGUGCUUCUGAAGGUGGUAUGUGGUCCUCUGCAGAGAUGUGCUGGCACCAGAGGGACAACAUGAGGCUAUAAGCUGGGAUUCCAGGCUUCUUGAGAGAGGCCUGGAGGAUGGCCAGCCUCUCCUGGGACCUGCUGAGUCCAGAAUCCCACUUUUGAGUUAGCAGCACUAUUUUGCCUUUCAUAAGGGCUGAGCUUCCUGCACCAUCUUGCCUGCUAAUUGCAGAAUAAAAUUCAAGAUGGUGGUUCUUAAGUGUGAAACUGCUGAUUUCUUCACACAGAAGUCAGGUGUUUCUACAGUAGUGCCAUUUCCAAAAGGCCAGGAGGAUGAUGUUUGAGGAUCUGACAUCUUGCUAUAUUAAAGACUUUCAUUUUCCAGCUACAGUAAUAAUAACUGAAGCCGUAGAAGAGCAUAAACUUAAAUGCCACCUUGAUUAUAGAUCUGCUAACACUUGAAGCUGCUUGAUUAUUUUGGGUUGGAUUUAAUGCCUACCUACACUUUCAGUUGGUCUACACUCAGGCUAAUGAUCUCCAAGAGCUUUUGCUAGUGAGGCUGCCCCAAUGACAUUUUGUUAUAUUGCUGAUGGAUUCUUUGGGUGGAUGGUACAGAAUGCAAUGCCCAGUAAGCACUGAUAUUUUCAAUUUUUUUUUUAUCAGUUUGUACUGACUUUCAAACAUGAUUCCUGCACUCUGAGACAAAUCAGUGUGUAGUCCAAACAACUAACUGUUCCUUCAGGCGAGGUUGUAAGAUCCUGAUGAAGAUCUUCCUCUUUGAGAUGUGAAUAAUGAUUGGAGUCUCACUUGUCUCCUUUCUUUUCUCCUAUGUGUUUUUUGGCAGAAUAGCUAAAAUACUAAUCUUGUGCAAGUAAGUCAAAUGCAGCACAACAGAAACUGAUAAAUCCUGAUUAUUAUUACAUAGCAGCACUCUUCUCAUGACAUGGGACUAUCCCAAAUGCUCUCAGAUUUGAUGCUUCACUGUGUUCACCUACAGCUUCAUACUGUCUAGGAAAAAAACCUCUUCCUCCCCGUAGAAGCCUACACUGCAUAUUUUGCUUCUUUAGCUUGUUCACAUUGAAUUGUGCUUUUGAGUGACCUCUGAUCACAUGGACUGCAUUCCUUUUGGAGGAAACUAGAGGAGCUAGGGGUGAAUAAGAAGGAGAGGUGGGACUUCAGACUGUUUCCUUUGCAGUCUCUUCUUCCAGCAGGGUUUUAAAACCAUACCUGCCUUCCCCUUUUGUGUGUUGUCUAAUGGGAUUUUUUGAGCUCUUGGACCACUGAGAGGACUGAGGUUCUGAAGAGGACCAGGGCUGCAUGUAGGUUGUCCCAGGCUGCUUAGCUGUGGGGAGCCAGAUAUCCUGUGCCUGGGAAUGGUAACUGCCACCCCAGGUAGUAGUUUUGUCUUUCCUGGAAAAGAAGUGGGCCUGGUCUGCCUGGGAGGUUUAUGCAGAAGAAGGGGGAGAGUACCUGCUCCCUGCUGUCAGGGCUAUAGCAGGGGCUGCCGUGCAGUUUCAUAGCUAGCUGUAUUUUGGAACAGCAAUACAGGACAAAUGGAGACAUUUUGAUCUCUAUCUUUUAUCCUUAACUGCUUAAUCUGCUGAAAUGUUGGGAGGAUGUCACUGGAGCAUGCCAUACUGAAAGGGGCAGAUGUGAGAAUCCUCACAAACCAGAAGAGGCUGAAUCUCCUGCCCAGCUGAUGAGACCCACACAGAGCAUCAUUUCAAAUGGUAUCUAUGCUUCUCACUCUUUGGCUAGGUGUGAAAACAGCUUCUUGUAACGUUAUUAUUUUUCCUGCCAAUCAUAUUGCCGUGCUCAAGGCCUUUUGUAGAAAUUAGGUCUCUGCAGGAAACAGAUAACAAGGUCUGUUUAACCUUGUGGCAGAGCAGGAGCUGUGGAAACACAGUUAAGGGAAUGAGCUUUAGCUUAAAAGGAAGCUGGCUGCUAAAUAGCAAACCAAAACAGCCGAUUAAUAUACAUUGCAGAAAGGGAGAUACAAUGGGAAAAAAUAACUGGAGAGUAUGAACUCUCAUUUGCUAAGGCUUGGGGCACUGUUGCUAAAUGCACAUCAAUAUUUUUGCAGCCUGUCAACAAUUGGUGUCGGAUCAAUGCUCACUUUUCGUCGGUGUGAGAAGGGUCUUUCUGUCAGCUAUCAUGGGAGAAAUGAGAGGCAGUGGUCCUGUAAACAGUGCUGAGGCUUGUAUGAGUUACUGUCCUGCAUACUGCUGUGAGAGCAUCCCUGACUCAUCCCACACUGCAGCCAUGCCAGGAGGCGGAGUAACCCUGGGCCAUAGAUGGGGGCAGAUGAUUUGCCAUUAGUGGACAGUCACUCUGGAGUUUUUUGUGUGAAAUCUAAGUGCACCACUAGCAAUAAAGAGAUCUCUUCAUGGUGCAAGUCUGAAGUAUGGUGCUUAGCCAGGCCAUGAGUAGUUGCAUUAGGUUCAUGGCAGGUUGCCCUGAUCUGGAUAAGUUACCAUUCUGAUUUUUUAAUUUUUUCCCCCAAAUCUUUUCACAAUAUGGACUCCCCAAACCUGCAGGGCAGUGUUCUACAUCAAUUUCACAUGCAGAGGGACAGCCAGGUGUUACACAAGCAGGGCAAGCCAUGGUUAAGCUGGCAGUUCUCCAGGUACUGAAUCCAGCCAGGUCCCACAGUCAGGGACCUGUACGUAGGUGGAAUCAUCUGCAGGACUGUGGCUGCAGAAGGUGAAAUGAAAGAGAGUUCUUUGAAUGGCUCUGCUGUCCUGUACCUGUUUUGGCCAGGUCCUACUUUCCCAGGGUUCAGCUCAGCCUCUCCUGCCUCCUCCUUGUGGCUGUUCUAUCAGCUGCUUUCCCAAAUAUGCCCAGGUGGAUAUUUGAUUUGCCUUGUUGCCAGGAGUAAUUUAACUUAGGUGAGAUGACUCACUAUGAGAAAGCUGGGUGUGUGCAUCCAGCUCUGUUGGAUCAGUGCACAGGAUGGGCACACAAUGCUAAGCCACAACUUAGCCUGAUAUCUGAACAUUAGCAUUUAUGUUUGUAGAGUUCAUGAAGAAAGCCAUCUUGAUCUACAGCGAUUCUCAUGAAAGUUAAGGAGCACUUUUUAUUCCUGUUUUAAAAACUCAAGUUCAGAAUAAGUUGACUUUGUGUUCUGGAAAUCUGGGGAAGUUGAUCUGCUUUGCUCACAGGCAAUGAGAAAUGAAAAUUCUAGCAGAAAUGUCAGUAACUUGGUUUUGAGUCACUCUACUUUUGCAAAGGGGGUAAAAUCCCUCACCAUUAUAUAAACAUUUUGCUGCACAUUUGUUGGGAUUGGAUCAUGUCUAAAGAAACUUUACUCUCACUGAGAUCAAAGGAGAAUUCUCCCCUCUCAUUGUAAAACUAACAUAUUCCCUGUCAAUUGUUUGGAAGGCAGUUGAACUCAUUUCUCAUUUCUGAUUACAGCCCAUUAUAAAUCACUCCUCAUUUCAAUCUCAUUUAGUUAAUUCGGUCAUCAAAGGGUUGUAGGAGGCAUAAAGUAUUUUAUUGAUGUAUUUAGCUCUUAACAGAAUUAAAAAGAAAUAUUGAA
Molecule: messenger RNA, 4845 nt
Organism: Parus major (Great Tit)
Lineage: Eukaryota; Metazoa; Chordata; Aves; Passeriformes; Paridae
Gene: PDCL3
Product: phosducin like 3
Exons: 6
Coding region: 101-823 (240 amino acids)
Biological process (GO): protein folding; positive regulation of gene expression; angiogenesis
Cellular component (GO): cytoplasm
Source: RefSeq, a predicted model, not a curated record